AUGCUGCGUCAUAUUCGCCGCUUGCCUCCCUCCAGGGGGAAGAAGACACCCUGGACAAGGUCCAUCUCAAGCGCGGCACCCGCCGCAGUCGGCCCUGCUGCCUACGGGAGAUCACAGCCGCAGCCUGUGGCUUCCAUUGCCCCUGGCGCACGAUGGACAACCACACACAGCGUGCCCCUUAGUCGCGAUACCGUGCUCGACCUGCUCUAUGGCAGGGCGCCGCUCAUCAGAGAGCCCGGGUUCCUCACUCCGGCGGAGUGCUCCAGGUAUGAACAGCAUCUAAGCCCACUCGUGACUCCCUACGUCCACAACACCGGGCCAACCUUGCGGAAGGUGGGCAUCGCACAGUUUGAGUAUCAGGCGCAGUCGCAAGAGGACCUGAGAACGCGCAGCAAUGAGCAGGAUCGGUACUUUGAGGAUGCCAAGACGUGGGAGGACUUUCACAACAACCUGUCUGCCGAAAAGGGACUCGACGCAUGGUUUCGAGUCUUCAAUCGCAUUUCUGGCUUCUUCCCGGACUGGGACGUCCAGGUCGCCUCCGAGGGGCCGGGGCGCAAGUACUUCUCCGGCAUCUUCCGGGCGCUCAACGACUCGACGCAUCUCCAUUGCGACUUUUCACCGUACGACAGCCUUACCGAGGACUGGAUCAUCAACACAGUCGAGCAUCAAAUCGUGUUCAACCUCUAUCUCGCUCCGGUGAAAGACGGCCGGACAAUUGUCUACGAUGUCCAGUGGACGCAGGACGCGCUCAAGCUACGCGACCCAAGCAGCUACGGAUAUCACCGUGACCUGGUAGCCGGGGCGCGCAAGGUCUACUGCGAGCCGACCGUCGGGGCGCUCUGCAUGUUCAACUCGCGCAACAUGCACGAGGUGGAGGCCGUGACGCCAGAGGAGAUGCCGUCGCUGGGGCUCAAGUUUAGGCCGCGGUUGUGUCUGAGCAGCUUCAUGGGCCUGUUGCCGAGCUCAAAAACCGGCGGCAAGCCACGGUUGAUAUUUUGGUCGUGA
Molecule: messenger RNA, 1005 nt
Organism: Purpureocillium takamizusanense
Lineage: Eukaryota; Fungi; Ascomycota; Sordariomycetes; Hypocreales; Ophiocordycipitaceae
Exons: 4
Coding region: 1-1005 (334 amino acids)
Source: RefSeq, a predicted model, not a curated record